GUAUAUCCAAGCUCUUCCCUACUAGAUCACAUACUGUUGCUGCUCAGGGUGGUAUCAAUGCCGCACUUGGAAACAUGCAUCCUGAUGAUUGGAGAUGGCAUAUGUACGAUACAGUGAAAGGAUCGGAUUGGCUUGGUGACCAGGAUGCUAUCCACUAUAUGACCAGAGAAGCCCCGGCCUCGGUCAUUGAACUGGAGAACUACGGAUGUCCUUUUUCGAGAACGGAGGAUGGGAAGAUAUACCAGCGUGCGUUCGGUGGGCAGUCACAGAAGUAUGGCAAGGGAGGCCAAGCAUAUAGGUGCUGCGCCGCGGCAGACAGAACCGGCCAUGCCCUCCUACAUACUUUAUAUGGGCAAUCACUGAGACAUAACACAAAGUAUUUCAUUGAAUACUUCGCAAUGGACCUCCUGAUGGAAGACGGUGAGUGUGUGGGCGUCAUCGCCUACAACCAGGAGGAUGGCACCCUCCACAGGUUCCGAGCCCACAAGACAGUCCUAGCUACCGGUGGGUACGGGCGUACGUACUUUUCCUGCACUUCCGCCCACACAUGUACCGGCGAUGGUAUGGCGAUGGUGGCUCGGGCCGGGCUGCCCAACCAGGAUCUGGAGUUCGUUCAAUUCCAUCCAACCGGGAUUUACGGCGCAGGGUGUUUGAUUACCGAGGGAUCCCGCGGCGAAGGUGGGUACCUAUUGAACUCUGAGGGUGAGAGAUUCAUGGAGAGAUACGCCCCAACUGCGAAGGAUCUCGCUAGUCGAGAUGUGGUCUCCAGAAGCAUGACUCUAGAAAUUAGAAACGGCAGAGGUGUUGGUCCUGACAAGGACCAUAUAUACCUUCAACUAAGUCAUCUGCCAGCAGAGGUUCUCCAUGAACGCCUCCCUGGUAUCUCGGAGACCGCGGCCAUCUUCUCUGGCGUUGACGUCACCAAGUCACCCAUUCCGGUGUUACCCACUGUUCAUUACAAUAUGGGCGGUAUCCCCACCCGCUACACUGGUGAGGCUUUGACUAUUGACGAGAACGGUAAUGACAAAGUUGUUCCAGGCCUUUUCGCCGCCGGUGAGGCAGCUUGUGUUUCGGUCCACGGUGCCAACCGACUUGGAGCAAAUUCACUUCUUGAUCUCGUUGUUUUUGGCCGUGCCGUUGCUCACACCAUCCGCGACACCCUAACCCCAGGAACCCCGCUAAAGCCGGUAUCUGCCGACAUUGGCGCCGCCUCUAUUGCCAACCUAGACAAGAUCCGCAACUCGGACGGCUCUAAGAGCACCGCUCAGAUUAGACUUGACAUGCAGAAGACUAUGCAGACCGACGUUUCGGUCUUCAGGACACAGGAAAGCUUGGACCAAGGUGUUAAAAAGAUUCAAAAGGUCGACGCCAGCUAUCAUAAUUUAGGAAUUAAAGACCGUAGCAUGAUCUGGAACUCUGACCUCGUUGAGGCACUUGAACUUGGCAAUCUUCUGACGUGCGCUACUCAAACCGCACACGCGGCCGCGGCCAGAAAGGAGUCUCGUGGAGCGCACGCAAGAGAAGAUUACCCUGAACGUGACGAUGAGAACUGGAUGAAGCAUACACUGUCGUGGCAGAAGGAGCAACACGGUAAGGUCGACUUGAAAUACCGUGCAGUCGUUGGAAAUACCCUAGAUGAGAAGGAGUGUGCGGCGGUCCCGCCUUUCAAGCGUGUAUAUUAAACCAAACCAAAUUCGAAUUCAAAUCAAAAAACGCAGCUAGGGAGAGAAGGGUCGCGGUGUUAUCAGUAGAUGGUUCAAUCAACGGUAGUUUUUUAUUUUAUUUUAUUUCAUUCUUUUUUUGACUUUUUGGUUGGGAUUAUAUUGUAGAUGACUAAAUAAAAAUACGAUUAAUCGAAUAA
Messenger RNA from Tuber melanosporum (Perigord truffle), 1861 nucleotides. RefSeq lists its product as uncharacterized. The record is from RefSeq and is a predicted model, not a curated record. Bases 75 to 1682 code for a protein of 535 amino acids. Gene Ontology annotation, biological process: mitochondrial electron transport, succinate to ubiquinone; tricarboxylic acid cycle. The transcript is spliced from 4 exons. NCBI's taxonomy places the organism in Eukaryota, Fungi, Ascomycota, Pezizomycetes, Pezizales, Tuberaceae. Gene Ontology annotation, molecular function: succinate dehydrogenase (quinone) activity; flavin adenine dinucleotide binding; electron transfer activity.